ACCCAGAGCCGCUGCGCGCUUUAGGCACCGCCGCCGGCAGGCGGAGAUCUGCCCUGCCCCCCGCCGCGCUAACAACACGUGGAAGGCGGAGGGGGAACAGCAGGAAGCCCGACUUCAAAUACCCCCCUCUCUCCCUGCUGAGGUAGCUACUCGGCAUCUAAUUUUAGUGGUGUUUGUGCCAAAAGGCCAGCAGGGGGCGAUGCAAGCAGGCGGAACUGCCUGAGACGCAGGCGUUGGGGUCUCGCCGACCACAGCCAUGGGCAGCUCAGUGAGGAAGGGCAAAGUGGUCCUCCAGGUGUCAGAUGCCGCCGCUAGCCAAAAGCAGAGAACUAAAGCCACGCCCUCCAAAGCUUUAAUUUCCAUAGCAGAGACCUAAGCCUGCUGCUUGAAAAGAUGAGAAGAACCAAGCUCCUGCUUUCAAAUGACAGUCAAGAGAGCCCUGAAGACUAAUGCAGAGAAUUAACAAGAACGUGGUUUUGGGCCUUCUUACUUUGACAAGUUCAGUCUUUCUCCUUUUCCAGUUGUAUUAUUACAAGUAUUAUUUAUCUCCAAAGAAUGCUGCUGUUUUCCCCAAGGUUAAAGGGAGCAAAGCUGGACAAGACAGUAGUCAGUGGCAGCAUGCGGUUAAGAAAUUCCUUAGUUUGGUGUCCAGCUACAAGGUACCUGUGCAUCUGAUUGACCCAGUGCUUCUGGGACUAAUAGACAAGGACUUAGAGGAGCUCAGGUCCUCUCCUGAUGGCAGCCGCUCAGAAUGCAAGUACUUCUGUGCUCCACGAGACUUUACUACGUUUGCACUACUGGGCAAAACCUGGAAACUUGAGGUGGGCUUGUUUCAAGCUGCUGAGAGAGCAGGAUUCCAGUGGCUAAAGAUUCAGAGCAAAGACCCACGUCUAGAGGGGAUGGAGGACCUCUCUGGGACUGAGAUUCCCUUGCACUACAUCUUCAGACUGGCAGCUCAUGCUGUCCAUCUGGUGGUCUUCUAUGAGAGGAGUGGGAACUACCUCUGGCAUGGACAGUUGCGGUUGAAACAACACGUGGACCGGAAAUUUGUACCUUUCUGGAAGCUACAGUUUGGCCGCUACCCUGGUGCCUAUGACAAGCUAGAGCUACUAAGUGUUUCCAUUGAUGGGUUAACAGUCCAGAUUCCAAAAGAGCCAUCUCAGUUCCUAGAGGAAUGGUCCCACUCUAGAUUUAUUGAAUGUAGGUACAGAGAAGCUAGAUCUUUCUUCCAGCUGUACCCUGACGAUGUAUCUCUUGAAGCAGUGGAAUUCAGGAAAAAAGCCAAGGCAUUGCUGCAUCUUGCUGCUCUGACAUUAAACAGUUUGGGAGUGAGAUUCUGGCUGAGUAGUGGAACUUGCCUGGGUUGGUACAGGCAGUGCAAUAUUAUUCCAUAUAGCAAAGAUGUGGACUUGGGGAUUUUUAUUCGAGACUAUCAGCCGGAUAUUAUUCCAGCAUUUCAGAAGGCAGGAUUACCACUAAAGCACAGGUUUGGCAAGGUUGAAGAUAGCUUAGAGCUCUCCUUUCAAGGAGAAGAUGAUGUGAAACUUGAUAUUUUUUUCUUCUAUGAAGAGGAUGACCAUAUAUGGAAUGGAGGAACUCAGGCCAAAUCGGGCAAGAAAUUCAAGUACCUGUUUCCCAAAUUUACACUAUGUUGGACUGAGUUUAUAGAACUCAAGGUACGUGUACCAUGUGAAACUCUCCAUUAUAUUGAAGCCAACUACGGUAAAGAGUGGAAGAUACCCAUGAAGACAUGGGACUGGAAAAACUCUCCAACCAAUGUCCAGCCCAAUGGGAUCUGGCCUAUCAAUGAAUGGGAAGAAGUCAUUCAACUCUACUGACCCACCUAUAAAACAAUGGAAUGCAUUUAUUGCCCAGAAGGUGUCAUCAGUGUUGUGUCAUGUGCAGCAGCCCACCAGAGCUCUCUCUAAAUGUGUUGCUCCCUGUCCAGAACUGGAAAAAUUGAGGGGGGUGUCAAACAUAUGGCAAGCUGCUGAACUUUUGGUGGUGGCUUGUGACACUUAGUCAAAAAGUAAGGUGGGUUGUUGUUUGAAUCUGUGUGGUCCAGUAUUGCUCUAGCAAUUAAUGAACCCAAAAGUAGUCUCCUCACCCCACUGAGUGACAAAAACAAGACAAUUAGGUUUGCUAACAAUGUGUGAGUGUACAUAAAUAAUAUAGGAGUGGUGAAUUCUGGAGGAAUCAGCCAGCCAGUGUCAGAAUCAUUCUGUUGAGGGGUGGCCACCAGUUUCAAAAGUUGAGCAACGUUGUGUACUUCAGUAUUGCAUCUCGCAAGGUUUAGCACAUAAUGGUCCUGGUCCUCUAGGUACUUAUAGAAUCAUAGAAUAGUAGAGUUGGAAGGGGCCUGUAAGGCCAUUGAGUCCAACCCCCUGCUCAAUGCAGUAAUCCAAGCUGGAAACAUGAUUAUAGAUGGUGACAUGCUAUGAGGGACUCUGAUUGCUUCUACCCCCCAAGCCACUGUCUAGACAAUAAGGUGCCCUUAGAAUUCAGAUGUUGGACAUGUUUGGUCUAUUACAAUGUCUGUGUAUGGUGGAUUAUAUAAAGUUUCAGCUAUGGAUCUUAUUUUAGUCUUGUACCUCACUAUGUGUGCAGCUGGGCCUGGUUCAUUUUGUACUGGAAUGGCAUUAUUUCCACUUUGCUAUAGCUGGAGCUAACCUAUAUCCUGAAUGGGAUCUGACCUCUGAUGGUGACUAACUGGGCUUGUUAUGGAUAACUCCAUGAAAAUGUUAUCCAGCUGUGAAAAUAGCAAAUACCAUGCUUGGGGGGUGGGCGGAAGUGGAUUAUUAGCAAAGGGACUGAGAAUAAAACCGCCAGUAUCAUAUUGCCCUUAACACAGUCUAUGGUGCUGCCAAGCUUAGAAUAUUGUGUAGUGUUCUGCUUGCUCCAUCUUACUGUAAAGCUGGAAAAGAGCAACCAAAAUGAUCAGGGGGCUGGAGAAUCUUUCCUACAAGAAACAAGUACAAUACUUUGGGAUUUUUAGUUUAGAAAUUUUUUUUGGAGGGGAUAUGAAAGUGGAUAGAGAGAAGCUUUUUCUCCCUUUUUCAUAGUACUAGAAGUCUGAGUAAUCUAAUGAAAGGGGCUGGAAGAAGAAUAAAGACAGAAAAAGAAAAUACUUCACACAGUGCAUUUUCUGCCACAAGAUCUGCUGAUGGUCACUUGGUUAGCUGACUUUAAAGGGUUUUUUUUGCAAAUUUAUGGGGAUUAGGUCUCCAUAAAUAGAUCUGUCACUGACUAGUAGUCAUGAUGGCUAUGUGGAAUCUCAGUGUUCAGAAGCAGCAUGCCUCUGAAUACCAGUUGCUAGGGGGCGAUGGCAGAAAGAAGGCUAUUGUGGACAUCCCUGAGGUACCUGGCUGGAAAACAGGAUGCAGGACUAGGUGAACCAUUGGACUUUAAGAGCAGCAGCUCUAAUGUUUUUAGAGUAUUGGCAGGGGCCACAUCACGCUUUGGCUCCUUUCUGCAGAUAUUACCUGUGGGUUUCAGCCACAGGUAACAUCUGCAGAACAUCCACACCACUUUUAAUAAUGUGUUAUUGACCCUCACUUACAGUUCAAAACUAACUUUGUAACUGUGGAGACAUGGCAGGACAUUGUUUUGAAUUGGGCAAAAAUUAAAAUAUUAAUUUGUCACAUCCCUUCUUGUGGACAGUUAUUCAAGAAGUUUGAAACUGAAGAUCAGGAUGAAGCGAAAUACUGUAUCUAUGAAGUUCUCAUAGUAUAUAUUAUUUAUACAUUAUUUACACAUGGUUAACUAUGACCUGAAGUCUGUUUUAAAUUAUUUGGAGCUUUGUUAUACAAAGCACAAUAAUGUAGCACUUCUGUUUGGGGACCAAGAAUGGAAUAGAUUUUUGUUUUUUAUUGUAUGAUUUGUAUAGAUAGGGGAAAAAAUUAAUAGAGAGAACUAAUGCAUGCCUCCUCACUAAAACGGUAUUUAAAUGAUUCACAUAAGGUACUGUUUUUAACUUAUUGACAAGGAUGUUGAUCGUAUUGUACAAUGUAUAAUGUUCUAGUCAGUGGCUCUAGUCAAGAGAAAGUUAGCUGUGCUGAACUAACUUCUCUGAAUCGGGACCAAGAUUUUAAUGUACUGUGUACAUUUGUCAUGUAGAGGUACGCUCCUGACUUACGCUUUAGGAUACUACUUGCCACAAAAUAAUCUGAAGGAGCUUGAGGUUUUUAAAAAAGAAU
Molecule: messenger RNA, 4196 nt
Organism: Rhineura floridana
Lineage: Eukaryota; Metazoa; Chordata; Lepidosauria; Squamata; Rhineuridae
Gene: FKTN
Product: fukutin
Exons: 10
Coding region: 450-1838 (462 amino acids)
Cellular component (GO): Golgi membrane
Source: RefSeq, a predicted model, not a curated record